Achroia grisella is the source of this 1891-nucleotide messenger RNA. Its product is annotated as porphobilinogen deaminase. Gene Ontology annotation, molecular function: hydroxymethylbilane synthase activity. The record is from RefSeq and is a predicted model, not a curated record. Gene Ontology annotation, cellular component: cytoplasm. Lineage: Eukaryota; Metazoa; Arthropoda; Insecta; Lepidoptera; Pyralidae. Gene Ontology annotation, biological process: heme biosynthetic process. The transcript is spliced from 7 exons.
AAGUCGUCAACAUCUAUGCAUAACAUGUCUAAAAGAGUUGAAUAUAAUUGAAAUAAUUUAAUUUGUGGAAGUGAACUACUAUGAUGAUAACCUAACGUUACAAAUCAAAUCUAUAUUGUGUACCAAAGCUUAUCCACUACAGUGUUAGUGACAAGCAUUUAACAUAAUAUAAACCUAACUGUAAGAAAUAACCCGACGUACAUGACUAUUAUUGCAUGACAUAACCUUCGAAUUGCGAUUAAGUGAUCAAUUUUUGUUUCAUAAAUAAAUAACAAUGGAUUAUCAAAGAAAAAAUGUUAUAAACGUUGGUUCAAGGAAAAGUGAGCUGGCACUCAUACAAACCAACUUUGUAAUAGACAGCUUAAAGAAAGUACAUCCAGAGAAGGAGUUCAAGAUUGUUACCAUGACAACUUUAGGAGACCGCAUAUUAAAUGUGUCUCUGCCUAAGAUAGGUGAGAAGGCACUCUUCACAAAGGAUCUCGAAGAUGCUCUUAGAAAUAACACUGUUGACUUUGUAGCUCUAUGUGCAUUUUCCUUUUGAUAACACGCCCAUAAAAGACAUCUUCCCACAACACUGCUCUCAAAUCGGAUGGACUACCAAAGGAUGCAGGCGGAAGAUCCCAGAGAUGCCUUAGUGCUGCGACAGGAGUUCAAAGAGCACACAUUGUCUACACUUCCAGCCGGCUCCGUUAUUGGUACAUCAUCACUGCGUCGCACAGCACAACUCCGCAGCGCGUACCCACAGCUCUCUGUAUUGGAUGUGCGAGGUAAUCUCAACACGAGGCUUCGCAAAUUGGACGCGGAAGACAGCGAGUAUUCCGCUUUACUGCUCGCAAGCGCUGGGUUACAGCGGAUGGGAUGGGCAGACAGGAUUUCCAAGGUGUUGCCAUGCGCCGAAAUGUUAUACGCUGUAGGGCAGGGGGCCUUAGCAGUGGAAUGUAGAACUGACAACCAUGAAAUACUAGCUAUGUUGGCACCGUUCAACCACGCAGACACUUACCUCAGGGUGCUGGCUGAAAGAAACUUCCUCAAGACAUUAGGUGGUGGUUGCAGUGCUCCUGUAGGUGUAUCUACGAGACUGAAACAACAAGACGCGCAAUACAAGCUGACUAUAACUGGUGCUGUUUGGAGUCUAGACGGCACGACCAAGAUAGCCCACACUCUAGAACAAACGUUUGAUCAAAUAAAGAAAUCAUCUAAACACAAGCUAAGCCCAACGGAAGAGAACGGACAGAAGAAAUCUAAACUCGAAAAUGGUAUUGAAAAUGAAGCUGUCAAUCCUAUAGAAGAAUUAAAUAGACGAAUAACUAACGGUGGACCCAAUAUGAACUGUGUAGAUUUGAGAACCCCGGCACAAAUAGAGGCUUUGAAGAGUGAUGUGCAAGUGUUUUGUGGGCUGAUCGAAAAUAGUAGUAUACCUAUCGAGGUCAUAGAAAAAUGUGCCAAUAUUGGCAUGGAUUUAGCCAAUAUAUUAAUAUCAAAUGGUGCUAUAGAAGUAAUGAAGGUAUCUCAGGAUAUAAUAAGGAGUUCUACGGAGAAAAUCUCAUGAUCAUCAUUGAUUAAUACAAUUUAUACAAAUACAAAAGGUUUACACAGAAAUAGAUGAUAUAUGGUGCUAUAUAUUUCAAUUUAUAUGAAAAUUAUGUAACCCAUUGCGGAAGUAAUUACAAAAUUAUUUUAAAGUGCCCGAUCGAACUUAGGAUGACAGUUUCAGCUAGUUUCGGUGUAAAAAUCGGAUUUUCUGUUUCGUUUCGUAUUGACCAUAACCAUAUUUUUGUUAGUAGUAAUUAAAUGAUUUGUUGUCACUAGACAAGGAGACUAAUAUUCAGACGUAAUAAUUCUACUUAUAGAAGCAAAUAUUUAAAAAAAUUAAAGGUAUAACAAGAGAAAC